UGUCUCUUGACUCUGUGUUUGUCAGACGGCAGUGAAGACCCAGACACCACUCCUUUCCUGGAGAUCGCUGACCAGAAGGGAAACCCGCUGAAGAUCCCCCACAAGGAGAAGAAGGCUCUGAUCCUGGCCAUGGGUUUCCACGAGAAGGGUCGUUCUCUGAUGAAGAAGAAGCAGUUUGACAACGCUCUGUGUCACCUGCUGCAGGCCGACCAGCAGUUCAGUAAGUGCGGCUCGGCGCUGCUCAGCUCGGUGGAUAACUUCGCCGUCCUGCAGCUGGACAUCGUGUGGUGCUACCGCGCUCUGGAGGCUCUGUCCUGUCUGGACGACGGGAAGAGUCGCCUGCAGAGGGCCGAGGACUGUUUCCUGCAGUGUUACGGAGAGCAGCAGCAGAGGCUGCGCAUGAUCAAGGGUAACACAGGCAGAGAGGAGGUGUUGUUUCUCCGGCUGUACCUCCUCCAGAGUCUCCUCUCCUACAUCGAAGGAAAUGACGCUCAGGCCCGACACCAGCUGUCCAAAGUGGAGUCUCUGUACAGCCGUCUGUCUCUGGACUCAGAGAAAAUGGCUCAGCUGAUGACGCUGGGUUUCACUGAGAGAGAAGCUCGCCUCGGCCUCAGAGCGUGUCAGGGAGACCUGCAGGAGGCCGCCAUCCACAUCAGCAACCAGAGACAGGAGCGAGAGGAGCUGAAGCAGAGGGAGAGGAGGAAGAGGAGCAGGAGGAUGGAGGUCAUCUCCACCCUCACAGAGCUGGGAUUCUCCAGGAGAGACGCCGCCAGAGCGCUGCACCACGCUGACGGAGACGUGGACAAAGCUUACGAGAUCCUCCUGGACUCCAGUCAAGCUGCUCUGGUCACCAACAACAACACAGAGGGGGUCGGAGAGCAGAAGGUGGAGCAGCUGCUGUACCUGGGCUUCGAGAGGGGCGUGUCCGAAGCGGCUCUCAGGCUGACCGGCGGAGACGUCCAAUCAGCCACUCAGCUGCUGCUGGACAACCAGGGCGUCCUCUCCCCGGAGCUCCUGUCUGCGUCCCCGCCCUCCACCUCCUCCUCCUCCUCCCCCUCCUCCGAGGAGCCCAGCACCUCCUCCAGCUCCACAGCGGACGUGGAGUUGGUGAACGAGGUGUUGGAGGACAUCUCGCGUCACGAGGAGGAUUAUCUGGACCUGACGCUGGAGGAGGAGAGCGAGCUCAUCGCCACCAUGAAGACCUACCUGAACCGAGGGCCCGCACACACCGUGUGACACUGUCGCACUCAGAGCAGAGACUUCACGGUGCCAAACCAUGAGACAGCACACAGUCACUCCGCCUCACAAAUAAUGAGUAGCAUUUUAUUUUCAAACUGUUUCCUCUUCCCAAGAACUUGUUGAACCAGAACUUUAAUUUGUGACACUAAAAUGUUCGUUGAAAGCUUCUUCAGCUGGAACAAAGCAGCACUUUUCAGACUAAUUCGUCUGCUGUUUCUUUUUAUUUUCUCUCUGAAUGGAUAAAUAUUGUUUUCUAAAUGAAAUCACUGGUUGUCUGACCGUUUGUGGAACAAACCAAAGGAAGUUGUUGUGUUUUAAAGACAGCAAUACGUUUUCUCUCUGUGUGUAAACUGAUUUAAAGUGAAACUUUAUUUAAAUUCAUUUCAUGUUAACGUUGAGUUCCCUGUGAUUGUCUCAUGUUGAUGGAGCCAAUAAAGAAAAUGAAGGUUUA
This is a messenger RNA of Morone saxatilis (striped sea-bass), 1690 nucleotides long. It is a transcript of the gene nub1, whose product is annotated as negative regulator of ubiquitin-like proteins 1. The coding region runs from base 130 to 1236 and encodes 368 amino acids. Gene Ontology annotation, molecular function: protein binding. Gene Ontology annotation, biological process: regulation of ubiquitin-dependent protein catabolic process. Lineage: Eukaryota; Metazoa; Chordata; Actinopteri; Moronidae. The transcript has 9 exons. The record is from RefSeq and is a predicted model, not a curated record.